Messenger RNA from Cyprinus carpio (common carp), 1067 nucleotides. RefSeq names its product microfibril-associated glycoprotein 4-like. Bases 229 to 789 code for a protein of 186 amino acids. Gene Ontology annotation, biological process: elastic fiber assembly. NCBI's taxonomy places the organism in Eukaryota, Metazoa, Chordata, Actinopteri, Cypriniformes, Cyprinidae. The record is from RefSeq and is a predicted model, not a curated record. The transcript is spliced from 4 exons.
GUCUUUCAGUGAACUCAGCUGAAUUAAGUUCAGAGUACUCACAACUAUUAGUUUUAAAACUUAAAUGGUUUAAGGCAAUCGGUUUCCUCAAACGGUUUGAGUAAACCUAACUUGUCAGGUUUUUAAGGAUAUCUGUUUACUCAAAAGGUUUGAGUUACUGUGACUUGUCAGGUUUUACAGUGUGGGAAAGAUGAAGACGAGGGAGGAUGGACGGUGAUUCAGAGGAGAAUGGACGGCAGUGUGAAUUUCUAUCGGCCGUGGAAUCAGUACAAGAGAGGAUUUGGGAAUGUGGAGGGAGAAUACUGGCUGGGGCUGGAGAACAUGUACCAGCUGACACGUAACAACAAGUACAUGCUGAGAGUGGAUCUGGAGGACUUUGAAGGAAAUAAAGGUUUCGCUCUGUACUCGUCCUUCUCUGUGGAUUGUGAAACCGAUGGAUAUCAGCUGCGUGUUUCAGGAUUCACUGAUGGAGGAGCAGGCGACUCUUUAUUUGGCCAUAAUGGAUUCAAGUUCACCACCUUUGACAAAGACCAAGAUGUCUCUGAAAAUAGCUGUGCCAAACAGUUUCUCGGGACAUUUUGGUACUCAAACUGUCACAGCACAAACCCCAACGGUGUGUAUUUAUGGGGUGAAGAUCCCACCCUUUACGCCAUUGGAAAUGUCUGGUCAUCAUGGAAGGGUUAUGCUGUCGGUAUGAAAUCCAUCAGCAUGAAGAUCCCCAACAUGUGUCAUAGAAACACUGCAGUUCUUCUCAGUAAUAAACAACAAAACAAUCAAUUUAAUGUUUAAUUGUUUCCUGUUUUCUAAUAACUGUGUAACUUAGUAAAUCAUGCAGGAAAAUCACUCUCAUAAACUUAUGAUUUUAUGAAUUGUUCUUUGUUUUGGGUCUCUUCUUUUAAUUUGUAACCGAAAUGAAUCAACAAUGCAUACAAUUAGAAUAAACUCCGGCACUGAAAUCAUUAUGUCAGAUGUUUAUCUCCACAAUAGACACCAGAAACAUUAAAUGAGAAAUUCAGUGGAGCCACAGCUGCUGAUAAACCAAUAAUAAAAAGAGCAUUAAAAACUCA